AUGUUCCUAGCAAGGUUACUCUCUCGCGUCAAGGCUUCUGAAACUUUGGUCGCCGGCCCGACGCGCCAUGCUGUUCAGCUCCCGACUGUUGGCGCCUCAAUGCUACCAACUAUUCAAGUCAUGGGCGACCACGUCCUAAUAUCUAGGGCCUAUCGCCGCGGAAGAGGUGUAAAGGUUGGGGAUGUUGUCUCGUUCGCUUCAGUCAUCAAACCACGAGAACGUGUGAUCAAAAGAAUCAUUGGGAUGCCAGGCGACUUUGUGCUAAGGGACACUCCCGGAAAAAGUCAUGACCAGAAAAUGAUACAGGUACCUGAAGGCCACUGCUGGGUAACAGGCGACAAUCUAGAGUAUUCGAGAGACUCUAGACAUUAUGGUCCAGUUCCCUUAGCCUUGGUUUACGGCAAGGUUCUGGCUACUGUGUUCCCGUGGAAAGAAAGGCGGUGGAUAGAGAAUGGCCUACAGCCGGCACCCUAG
This is a messenger RNA of Blumeria graminis f. sp. triticale, 474 nucleotides long. The record is from the annotation of a GenBank genome assembly. NCBI's taxonomy places the organism in Eukaryota, Fungi, Ascomycota, Leotiomycetes, Helotiales, Erysiphaceae.